AUGAUGCUCAAGGCACCCUCCUUCUACUUUCGAGUCAUUAGCAUCCAAGAGACGCCCGAAUCCGUGCCACGGUCGCUGGGCCAAGGUAUCUGGUUUCCUCCUGCACACACUGGCUCAAGCCAGGCCACACUUCCUCAAUGGUUCUACUAUGACGGAACUGCCGUGAUAGCAGCCGCAACUAUCCCUCCGGGCCUUUAUGAAUACGGUACCUAUUCUGUGUACUAUGAUGACAGCAAAUUCUGGGCCGUCCCAUACAACGUACUACAAAUACCGGUUGCCACUGGGGAAAACUACGAUUGGAACCGAGUCAUGUUCAGUCAUGGAGAAGUAGACGGCACUGCCUCACGAGUAACUCUCGGUGGGGAGCAUUGGCAGCUAGGUCCUCAACACCACCAGCAUCAGCAAUGGAUCCGCAUGCUUUUCCCGGAAAACCACCACCCGGAUCCUUCUAUGAACCCGCCAAACUAUAGCAGCUAUGGUGGUCUUUCCGGUGACCUACCUUUGGUCCUUGCCCUUAUAGCUUUCUCCAUUGAACCUCAAUACAUCUACCAUGCUUUCCAGCAUUGCUUGACCAACCAUUCCUGGCAGGCUCACCAAUACCGCCAUGGCCGCCGCAACAAGCGUGGGAUGAUGGUCAGUGUGUAUGCCACUGGCCUUCAGAAUUCUACGCCUCAAAUCCUGAGAUUUUUCGAUAACACCAAGAUCUUCAGUUGA
Aplosporella prunicola CBS 121167 is the source of this 714-nucleotide messenger RNA. RefSeq lists its product as uncharacterized. The transcript has 3 exons. NCBI's taxonomy places the organism in Eukaryota, Fungi, Ascomycota, Dothideomycetes, Botryosphaeriales, Aplosporellaceae. The coding region runs from base 1 to 714 and encodes 237 amino acids. The record is from RefSeq and is a predicted model, not a curated record.